UUUGGUUUUUCGAGACAGGGUUUCCCUGUGUAGCUUUGCGCCUUUCCUGGAACUCGCUUUGGAGACCAGGCUGGCCUCGAACUCACAGAGAUCCGCCUGGCUCUGCCUCCCGAGUGCUGGGAUUAAAGGCGUGCGCCACCACCGCCCGGCUAAUUUCUUACUCUUAAUGGAGAUGCAGCCUUGCAGGUAAUCUUGGUUCGGAGAAAAAUCAUAGUUUGGCAUCCUCUCCCAUCUCUGCUUUCUGAUCUCGUUAGGUAGGGUUGGGGGAAAGUCAAUUUUGGGAGGCCUGGAGCAGAGUGAAAGGCGGACCUGACAUGUAUCUUCUCUAUUAAUUCCUGAGCCGCAUGGUGACCCAGGAGGCCCAGGAAAGUGGGAAGGUUUUCUACAGGCAUGCUCUCUCCUGCAUCUCUCUCUGUUGGGCAUCUCCAGAGUUGUAGGGUCCCAGUGAUGAUGGUCCCUGCUGCUGCCCCCACAGUAGAGAACCCAGGACCUGGUCCCGAGGUUGAAAUGGUACGACAGGAAUCUUCCACAGAGGAAGAACGGGGAGAGCUGAGGCGGCUGGUGGAUCGUGAAGAAGAGUCCAGCAGAAAUGGGGCCACUGGAGCCCUGGAAGAAUGGCAAGACUGAGCUAGGGAUGUGUGUGGACCCAGGCCAGGAGUCACAGUCCCUACAAGCUCCUGCAAACCAAGUCGGGAUGCAGAAGCAAGGUACUACGAAGGUUGACCCUGGGGACCCAGCCAGGGGCAGGAGGCGGGGAGGGUCUUGUCCUAUCUCCAGCAAGACCUAUGAGAGGAUUCCUAGGAGGGGUGGUCUUGGGUACUGCUAGGGGUGGAUUGGGGACUUUUGAGAACUCUGAUGAAUUCCCAGGAGAGGGAGGGAGGGAGGCUCUGAUGAAGCCCUGGGCAUAGUAAUUUGAGGAUGGAGAAAGUGGUUUCGCAGGUGGGAAGCAGGAGAGAUGUGUGGAAGAGAAGUUGAGCCUGAGACUGGGAUGGUAGCCAUGACAGGGAAGGCUCCCUCAAGGUCCUCAGAAGAUGCCCAGACCUGCUGCUCUGGCAAUAAUAGCUCAUACCAGCUGUUCCUCUAGCAUGCUCCCAACCUGCUUCACCCAGUGGCUACAGUGACGGCAGUGAGGAGGAGGAGGGUGAGCUAUGAGGUUCAGUCUCCAGCUCGGGACACUCAGAGUACUGAUGAGCUGCAGAGUACUGAUGAGCUGCAGAGUACUGAUGAGCUGCAGAGUCUGAACUCAGUCCUGUCUCUUCCUGCACUACUAAAGAGUUCACAGUGGUGACGCACGCCUUUAAUCCCAGCACUUGAGAGGCAGAGGCAGGCGGCCAAUCUCUGAGUUCGAAGCCAGCCUGGUCUACAGAGGGAGUUCCAGGACAGCCAGGGUUACACAGAGAAACCCUGUCUUGGGGGAAAAAAGAAAAGAAACAAAAAGCCGGUCCCUAAACAGGCUCUGGAGAUUCUCCCCCAGCAACUUUAACUCCUACCAGAGCAUUCAGAGCACACUCCCCAAAUCAGGGCUUCCAGGGAGGCUCUCUAUAGCCAGCUUAGGGAAUGAAGUAUUUAUGUAAAUGUCGUUUAUGCAAAUAUCUGAUGAUAAGUACAGAGUGUCCUACAGUCUACAUUUGCAGCGUUCGUGGUAUAGCCCCUCCCUCAAAGGCUGUCGAGAACGAGGCCCCACCCCCUCUCCCCUUGCUUCCCCACCCCACUCUGCUGGGCAAUGAAGAAAACAGGAGUGAGUGUGGAACUGUGAUGUGGCUGGUUGAGGGAGGGGGGACUCCCCAUCCCAGAGGGGCUGACCUCAGCCUGGGAGGAAUGUGCACGAGGGAGGGAAGGAGGGAAGGCGGGGAGGAGCCAGGAGGGGGAGGGCCACAGCUAACGGCCCAAAGCUCCUGAUGGCCCCUCCUGUCCCCCUCCACCUCAGCUCUGACAUGGCCCACUGAAGGGAAAGGAAGGAGGGAGGAAGUGGUCUUUCCAGAAGGUGGGCUGGGGGUCUCCUGAACCAUAGGGACUAGACUUGGGGUUUGUGGGUGGGAAAUGUCCUGUCAGUCCCCCGACUUUUUCCCAGGAGAUCUGCUUGGGGGCAGGUGUUAUACUGUCUGGGAAGCUAGGCUUCAGGAGGCUCUUCACGACUGUGCCUUACCACCUUCUGGCACCAAGCUUCCGUCCUCAUGGUCGCAUGACCUAGGGCCCACGUGGCCAAUGGGGGAAGGUUGUAACGUGGAGCCACCAGCCUUGAUGGCAAAAGCAGGUGUGGCUGGGGAGCCUGAGACCCCACCCAGCCCAGGGCACUGGCAUGUGCUCCACCACCUUCAUCAGAUGGUGUCCUGCAGCAGCCUCACCGCAGGGCGGUGCGAGCAGGGUGCAAAGGGGUCAAUGGUGAGGGGGGUGGGAGGCAAGCUCUGUGACUUGGUGCAACAAUCCAGUUAUUUCCAAAAGGAAAAGCCAACGCCUUGGCACGCUGUGCCACUGAUGGGCAGUUCACAGGAAGAACCCAGGCAGACCUGUACUCGUGGAUGUCCCGAGGCAGGGGUGCACGCAAGACCCCAGCUGCCUCUCUGGAUUUCAGACCCAGACCAAGACUGCCUUAUUGCAGAGUCUUGUGGAGUCUGAGUGACACCUAGAUACUGAUACCUGAAGUGCUGCCUCUAAGGGACACCUCCACCCCACCAGCCUGACAUGUUGACACCCGGAACUAGGGAGCAGAAAAGAGAUUUUGUGUAGAACCUGCUGCCCAUCCCUUCCUCUUCAAGGGAGGCGACAUCUCUGCCGGAGCGGGUCACCUCGCUUGAGUAGGCCAGAGAUGGCUCUUCCCCUUGAGCUGGGGACUGAGUCUCCGGUUGGCAGAAAGAUGAUGGGUUCUGGGGCUGUCUCCCAGGAUGAAUAACUGGGCUGGCCCAGGAAAUCUGAGAGAUUGGGCCCCUGGGCCUGGAGAGCUGGAGUCAGUCUGGGCAGACUGGGGACGUAGCAGGGGUGGGUAGAGGCCUCAAAGGCACUUGCUGAUCUUGGCUGCUGGGUGGAAAAUUGUAAACAGCCAAGAAUGUUGUUUGCUUGCAUGAGGCCAGAGGAGGCUGCCCAGGCCCUUGGGGAGCGGCAGGCAGCCCAGGAGCAGGCCAGGACCUCAUCCUAGAAGCCUCAAGCUCCUCUAGGCUCCCUUCUGAACACCUCGUUUCUCCUGCUGCCGCUCGACAGCAGGCCAGGAACACUGGGUCCUGAGGCAAGGCCUUGGAGUAGACUCCGGAAAGAUACGUCUCCCCUUAUCUCUGUCUGUGCCCCCUUAUCUCUGACUGGAUGGCACCCGGGCAGUUUGUAGCAAAACUGCAUAGUGGAAGUGCCCCAGAACCUGUGGUAUACAACCGAGGCUGGAGACCUUCUGACUGCUGAGGCCUUGGGGAGACUGAGGCGAUACCCAGACCUUUAAAGUACUCCUAAGAAUGCAGACAGAGGUGCUUGGCUACAGGACAGGACCCAGGCACCUCCCCACAUGGGCACCCAAGCCUGUCCUGUCUGAAGCCAUCUGCCUUACACCUGGCCCAGUACUUGAGGAGCAGAGGUAGGAAAGGCAGGAGCUGAGGGCCAUCCUCGACUACACAGUGAGCUGGAAGCCAACCCAGUCUACAUGAGACCCUGCCAUCAAACAAACAAAAAUAACCCUACAAAACCUCCCUCAGGUACCUGGCCCUGGGCUCGGGUGGGCAUGGCAGUCUUCCCAGCUUGGAGGAGAAGCUGGAGUCCAUAGUUAUCCACCUCCCUGCAGUCGGCCCUAGCUCCAGCCUAGCUGGGCCGUCAGGAUGGGCCCACACUCUCGGCAGAAGUGAGAUUUUCUGCAUCUGCCCCCCCACACCCCCCCUUUUUUUCCUGCCUGGCUGUCAUCGCAGCCACUGUGGGCCAGACAGCUGAAGUUUUAAGACGUCCAGUUGGUAAGGAAGCCUCAGGGCCUGGGGCCCAGAAGAGGGAGGAGAGUGCCUUCCCUGACCUCUGACCCACCUAUCCCAGCCAGCUCCUGGGAACUGAGGCUGCUAUCCAGUCAUCCUUCAGCUGUGGAGGAACAGGUUUCUGGGACAACCAUCUGGGCCAUCUGGGGCACCCUUCACCUUGAGACCCAGCAGGAAAGGGCCACCUCUACCUGCCCAACCCUUGCUCCCAUUCCACUCAUGCGGGGCCACCGUCUCCAGCCAGUCCCAGCUGCCUGUGCCGGUCACCCGAUCCACCCUGUAGCCCUGCAAACUUUAUGAUCCUGGGGCAGAGUCCAGGGCAGCUGAAGGCUCCUCCACACACGCCUGCUGAACCCUGAGCGCCCUGAGCUGCCGGCAUGGGGCGGGCUGAGGCCGCGGCCAUGAUCCCAGGCCUGGUCCUUCUCUGGGCAGCGGGGCUGGGGGAUGCUGCCCCUAACCUUCCACGCCUUCGGCUCUCCUUUCAAGAGUUGCAGGCCCGGCAUGGUGUCCGAACUUUCAGGCUGGAGCGGACCUGCUGUUAUGAAGCCUUGCUGGUGGAUGAGGAGCGUGGACGCCUGUUUGUGGGUGCUGAGAACCAUGUGGCUUCCCUCAGCCUGGAUAACAUCAGCAAGCGAGCCAAGAAGCUGGCCUGGCCGGCCCCCGUGGAAUGGCGAGAAGAGUGUAACUGGGCAGGGAAGGACAUUGGUACGGAGUGCAUGAACUUCGUGAAGCUGGUGCACGUCUAUAACCACACACACUUGCUGGCCUGUGGCACAGGGGCCUUCCACCCAACCUGUGCAUUUGUGGAGGUGGGCCACCGCCUGGAGGAACCCAUGCUCAGACUGGACCCGAAGAAGCUUGAAGAUGGCAAGGGAAAGAGUCCUUACGACCCGAGGCAUCGGGCUGCCUCCGUGCUGGUGGGGGAAGAACUGUAUUCAGGGGUGGCAGCGGACCUCAUGGGCCGAGACUUUACCAUCUUUCGCAGCCUGGGCCAGAAUCCUAGUCUCCGAACAGAACCCCAUGAUUCCCGCUGGCUCAAUGAACCCAAGUUUGUCAAGGUCUUUUGGAUCCCAGAGAGCGAGAACCCCGACGACGAUAAAAUCUAUUUCUUCUUCCGUGAGUCGGCAGUGGAGGCAGCACCAGCAACGGGGCGCAUGACUGUGUCCCGGGUUGGUCAGAUCUGCAGGAAUGACCUGGGGGGCCAGCGCAGCUUGGUCAACAAAUGGACCACAUUUCUGAAGGCGCGCCUUGUAUGCUCAGUACCUGGAGUCGAGGGUGACACCCAUUUUGACCAACUUCAGGACGUGUUUCUUCUGUCUUCCCGGGACCGCCAAACGCCGCUUCUCUAUGCGGUCUUCUCCACCUCCAGUGGCAUCUUCCAGGGCUCUGCCGUGUGCGUGUACAGCAUGAAUGAUGUGCGCCGAGUCUUCUUGGGACCCUUCGCUCACAAGGAGGGGCCUACGCAUCAGUGGGUGUCCUACCAGGGUCGCGUCCCCUACCCACGGCCCGGCAUGUGCCCCAGCAAGACCUUUGGCACCUUCAGUUCCACCAAGGACUUCCCAGAUGACGUUAUCCAGUUUGCUCGGAACCACCCUCUCAUGUACAACUCAGUCCUGCCCGUGGGGGGGCGCCCUCUCUUCCUCCAAGUGGGAGCUGGGUACACCUUCACCCAAAUCGCUGCAGACCGUGUAGCAGCUGCUGACGGACACUACGAUGUUCUCUUCAUUGGUACAGAUGUGGGCACAGUGCUGAAAGUGAUCUCAGUCCCCAAGGGCAGCCGACCUCACUCUGAGGGACUUCUCCUGGAAGAGCUGCAGGCGUUUGAGGACUCUGCCACCAUCACCAGCAUGCAGAUCUCCUCUAAAAGGCAUCAGCUCUACGUAGCAUCACCGAGUGGCGUGGCCCAGAUUGCCUUGCAUCGCUGCACGGCCCUAGGCCGCGCCUGCGCAGAAUGCUGCCUGGCCCGCGAUCCUUACUGUGCUUGGGAUGGAUCAGCCUGCACACGCUUCCAGCCUACUGCCAAGAGGCGGUUCCGGAGGCAAGACAUUAGGAAUGGUGACCCCAGCACCCUGUGCUCUGGGGACUCCUCUCACCCUGCGCUGCUGGAGCGGAAGGUCUUAGGCGUGGAGAGUGGCAGCGCCUUUCUGGAGUGUGAGCCACGCUCGCUACAAGCGCAUGUGGAGUGGACCUUCCAUCGUGCAGGGGAGGUGGCUCACACCCAGGUGCUGGCUGAGGAGCGGGUUGAGCGUACAGCGCGGGGGCUGUUGCUGCGUGGUCUGCGGCGCCAGGACUCUGGCGUGUACCUGUGCGUCGCGGUUGAACAAGGAUUUUCACAGCCACUGCGGCGCCUGGUGCUGCACGUGCUGAGCGCGGUCCAGGCCGAACGACUGGCACGGGCUGAGGAAGCGGCAGCCCCUGCACCACCAGGCCCUAAACUCUGGUACCGAGACUUUCUGCAGCUGGUGGAGCCGGGCGGCGGUGGAGGGGCAAACUCCCUGCGAAUGUGCCGCCCGCAGCCCGGGCCCCACUCUGUGGCCGCAGAAUCACGUCGGAAGGGUCGCAACAGGCGAAUGCAUGCCUCUGAGCUGCGUGCUGAGCGUGGGCCACGUAGCGCAGCACACUGGUGACUGGGCUGUCCCCACACUGGGGACCAGGCUGGACAUGACAUUCAGAAGAGGGGGCAGGCAGACGCCAGGAAGACUGAGGCACACUGAGGUCCUUGGGGCCAGUAGGACACCUAACUCAUAUAUAGGCCCUGGCCAAAGGGUAACCGAGCCAGCUUAUUUAUUAACAAGAUAACCCGCGAAUGUAGCCUCAGCAGAGUGGUCCAGGCCCAAUUCAGGAUCUAGCCUGGAGGGAGGGGACAGAGACGUGGGGCUCCAGAGUAGAGCAGGGCCAGAGAACUGUCUUGGGUGCCUGCCCUGGGGGAAGCAUUCUUUCUUGGGCAGGGAGCAGAAAGCUGUGAAACAGAUUAGGUUGUUGGGUUCCGGGUGAGGCAGGCCAACUGUACUAAAGUAAUGCAAUAAACACAUUAUCAGCUGACGUU
Molecule: messenger RNA, 6984 nt
Organism: Peromyscus californicus insignis
Lineage: Eukaryota; Metazoa; Chordata; Mammalia; Rodentia; Cricetidae
Gene: Sema3b
Product: semaphorin 3B
Exons: 20
Coding region: 4316-6565 (749 amino acids)
Biological process (GO): semaphorin-plexin signaling pathway; negative regulation of axon extension involved in axon guidance; neural crest cell migration
Molecular function (GO): semaphorin receptor binding; chemorepellent activity
Source: RefSeq, a predicted model, not a curated record